Molecule: messenger RNA, 1507 nt
Organism: Nanorana parkeri
Lineage: Eukaryota; Metazoa; Chordata; Amphibia; Anura; Dicroglossidae
Product: nuclear factor 7, brain-like
Exons: 7
Coding region: 52-1494 (480 amino acids)
Molecular function (GO): zinc ion binding; protein binding
Source: RefSeq, a predicted model, not a curated record
GCGAAGAAAGCCAAGGUGGAGGUCCACGAAGCUCCCCGCAGCAGCUCUGUCAUGGCGUCUGGGGAUUUUGCCGAGGAGUUGACCUGCCUGCUGUGCAACGAGCUCUUCAGGGACCCCGUCAUGGUCGAAUGCGGCCACAACUUCUGCCGUAACUGCAUCGACAAGGCCUGGGAGGGUCGCGAUGCCUUCACGUGCCCCGACUGCAAGGAGGAAAUCACCGAGAAGAGGUACACUACCAACCGAGCCCUGGCUAACCUGGUGAAGAAGACUACCGGUUCCUCUGUGCUGACUCCCGCCAAACCAGCGGAGAAGGAAAAGACCCGAUCCUUCGAGAACUGCCCUGAGCAUGACGAGAGGCUGAAGCUUUAUUGUAAGGAUGACGGGACCCUCAGCUGCGUCAUCUGUCGCGACUCCCUGAAACACGCCAGUCACAACUUCCUUCCCAUCCUGGACGCAGUGGGCGUGUACAGAACCGAGCUGUCUGCCAUAGUGUCUCCAUUAGAAGAAUCCCUGAAGGUGACUGAACAACUCACCAACCAGCAGAAUGAGAAGAUCGAACAACACAAGACCAACCUACAAGAAUUCCGGGACCACAUUGUGUCAGAGUUCGAGAAGCUGCACAAGUUCUUGAAGGAGCGAGAGGAGAAAUUGCUGGAGCAGCUCCAGGAACAGGGCGAGAGUCUGCUGAAGGAAAUGGAGAGCAACCUGGUGAAGAUGCAGGAGAACCGAGACAACAUCCAGCAGACCAUCGGAAUGGCCAAUGAUCGAAUGGACGACACAGACUCCAUUUCUUUCCUGACUGACAUCAAGUCGUUCAUUGACAAGUGCCAGGAGCAGCAGAAAGAUGUCACGUCCUCUGGGAAUACCCUUCUCUCUAAGGAGCUUUGCCAGGGCACCUUCAAGGGACCUAUUCAGUUCUCUUUGUGGAAGCAGAUGAAAUCCUUCGUUACUCCAUAUCUGACUCCCAUGUUGCUGGAUCCCAGCACGGCCCACCCCAAUCUGAUCCUGUCCGAUGGUCUGUCCAGCGUCAAGUAUGGUGACGUCAAGCUUCCUCUCCCCGACAAUCCGAAGCGUUUCAGUCAGUGUAUCCUCGUGCUCGGGUCUCAAGGCUUUGACUCGGGCCGCCAUUACUGGGAGGUGGAUGUGGGAGACAAGACCGCUUGGGACGUCGGCAUGGCCAGUGAGUCCAGCAACCGCAAGGGUAAGAUCAAGCUGAACCCCAAGAACGGCUACUGGGCCAUCUGGCUGAGGAACGGCAACUCCUACAAGGCCCUGGAGUCUCCAUCCAAAAACCUGACCCUCAACUCCAAACCGAAGCGAAUCGGCGUGUAUGUGGAUUACGAAGGAGGCCAGAUAUCCUUCUACAAUGCCGAUGACAUGACCGCCAUCUACACCUUCAGCGCCACCUUCACCGAGAAGCUGUACCCCUAUCUGUCUCCAUUCCUGCACGAGUCUGGGCGCAACGCCGAGCCCUUGCGUCUUGUUCAUGAGUAAUAUAAAAUGAGUU